GGCGCAUUUGCCUUGUAUUCGUGUGUUUGAGGAAUGUAUGCAGUGCAACAAAGGGGCCAAGGGUGUUUUAUUUCGGAGGGCCUAAACAGGAAGUAUGUUGGCAUUACGGAGUGGUAAGUAAAAGGCUAUCUCUGUGCUGUUUGCUGGUUGUGAUUUAGUGGUUCCACAGAAGCGCCGAAGGUGUCAUCCGUAAUGGCAGAGACAAAACACUUCUUCUCCUUCACCUAAUAUGCUCCCUGUGGCGGGGGAAAGGGAGCCACCGGACCAGUCUCAAUAUGACCACCGGCAUCUGCCCUGUCUCCUGUCGGUUCGCAGAUUAUUUUGUGGUCUGCGGACUCGACACCGAAAGCGGGCUGGAACCAGACGAACUCUCCGCUUUAUGCCAGUAUAUAGAGGCUACUAAAUUCACAGAUGGGGCCAAAGGAAAAUUGGCGGGGGCAAAUGAAGGUGAGAAUUUUGAGCAGAGUCCUCUAAGGAGAACCUUUAAAUCCAAAGUUCUUGCACAUUACCCCGACAAUGUCGAGUGGAAUCCAUUCGACCAGGAUGCAGUUGGCAUGCUCUGCAUGCCAAAGGGUCUUGCUUUCAGGACACAGGUGGACUCUCGGGAGCCGCAGUUCCACUCCUUUAUCAUCACUCGAGAGGACGGCUCCCGGACUUAUGGAUUUGCCCUCACUUUCUUCGAAGAGGUGACCAGUAAACAGAUCUGCAGCGCCAUGCAAACUCUUUACCACAUGCACAAUGCAGAGCAGUACGACAUCUUGCACACAGCCACCUCCUCUCGUCCACCCGAGGAACAGCCGCGACUCCACCACUCCCACCAUCGGCCCGUCCUCCACGCAGCGCCCGCUAUCUCCCGUCUGCAGCGUUUCAAUUCAUAUGACAUCAGCCGAGACACGCUGUACGUGUCAAAGUGCAUCUGCUUGAUAACACCAAUGGCCUUUGCCCAGGCCUGCAAAAAAGUGCUGCAGCAGCUUCACCAGGCUGUUACCUCGCCCCAUCCCCCACCCCUCCCGCUGGAGAGCUACAUCUACAACAUCCUCUAUGAGGUGCCCCUGACACCCUCCGGGCGAUCCCUAAAGUUUUCAGGCGUCUAUGGGCCUGUGGUGUGCCAGAGGCCCAGCACAUCAGAACUGCCACUCUUUGACUUUUCCAUUAGGGAAGUAAUCAACCUGCUGGGGGUGGAGAAUGUUCUUCAACUCUUCACAUGUGCGCUGCUCGAGAUGCAGAUACUGCUCUACUCGCAGCAUUACCAAAGGCUGAUGACUGUAGCCGAGAGCAUCACAGCCUUAAUGUUCCCCUUCCAGUGGCAGCAUGUGUAUGUUCCCAUUCUGCCCGCCUCUCUCCUCCACUUCCUUGAUGCACCUGUGCCGUAUCUAAUGGGCCUGCACUCGAAUGGACAGGAUGACCGGACCAAGUUAGAGCUACCACAGGAGGCCAACUUGUGUUUUGUGGACAUCGACAACCAUUUUAUAGAACUUCCAGAGGAGUUGCCGCAGUUUCCCAACAAAUUAGAGUUCAUACAAGAGAUCUCAGAGGUGCUAAUGUCCUUUGGUGUCACACCGGAAGGAAACCUCGACUCUGACUUCCAAGUUGAGCACAGAGGCCUGCGAUCAGUCGACGUGGUCUCCGACAAACGCAACGGCAACUUGGCCUCACCUCUAAACUCCUACCUGCUGAGGGAGAAUAAAACAAUUGCAAGGCUACAGGCUUUGGUCAAGAGGACAGGUGUCAGCCUGGAAAAGUUGGAGGUGAGAGAGGAUGCCGGUGGUAAAAAGGAGUCACGCUUUCAUUGUGAUGAAGAGGAGCUGAAGAUGCACCAGUUCAACAUCCAUGUGCGCGAGGUGUUUGCCAACCGCUUCACUCAAAUGUUUGCCGAUUACGAGGUGUUUGUGAUCCAACCGAGUCAAGACAAGGAGUCCUGGUUCACCAAUCGAGACCAGAUGCAGAACUUUGAUAAGGCCUCUUUCCUAUCUGACCAGCCUGAGCCCUACCUGCCUUUUCUGUCUCGCUUCCUGGAGACACAGAUGUUUGCCUCCUUCAUCGACAGUAAGAUCCUCUGCCAUGAGGAUGAGGAAAAGGAGCACACACUGAGAGUGUUUGACGGUCGAGUCGAUAAAGUUCGGAUGCUAAAUGUCCGCACACCCACUCUGCGCACUUCUAUGUACCAGAAAUGUACAGACAUCGAAGAGUCUGAGAAGGCCAUUGAGGCGAGAGUGAUGAAGAUCGACCACACAGCUCUGCUUCCGCACCUCCUGGACAUGAAGAUCGGCCAGGGACGUUAUGAGCAAGGCUUCUUCCCACGACUGCAAACUGAUGUGCUCUCCUCUGGGCCCACUAGCAACAAAUGGACCAAGAGGAGCGCCCCUGCCCAGUGGAGGAGGCGCGAUCGUCAGAAGCAGCAUGCAGAGCAUCUUUAUUUAGAUAAUGACCAGAGAGAGCAUGUAGAGUGUUUGUUUCCGGAGCUGCAGCUCCUGCUGUUUCUUGACCACUACUGGCACUUGCAGUCCUUCAAGCCCUGUCUAAAGUCGGUGACUGUGGAUGUGAAAUACAUCCAAGAGGCGCGGAACUUGGGAACAACCAUCAGACAGCCUAAACUGUCCAACCUGUCCCCGUCUGUCAUUGCGCAAACAAACUGGAAGUUUGUUGAAGGGUUGCUUAAAGAGUGCAAGAACAAGACCAAACGCAUGCUCGUCGAGAAGAUGGGUCGCGAGGCAGUGGAGUUGGGUCAUGUGGAGGUUAGCAUCACUGGUGUGGAGGAGAACACUUUGAUUGCCAGUCUGUGUGACUUGUUGGAGAGAAUCUGGAGCCAUGGGCUGCAAGUUAAACAGGGUAAAUCUGCCCUGUGGUCCCACUUGCUUCAUUACCAGGAAAGCAAAGAGAAAAAGAGUGCAACCCCAGCUGGUUUAGGACCUCCAGGUUUUAUCCAUGAUCCUGAAAGACGGAAAUCUGAUGGUGGGUCUACGAUGCCACCUCUUAAAGUGUCCCUGAUCCAAGACAUGAGACACAUUCAAAACAUAAGUGAGAUCAAGACCGACGUGGGCAAGGCCAGAGCUUGGGUUCGCCUCUCCAUGGAAAAGAAGUUACUCUCCAGGCACCUGAAGCAACUGCUGUCUGACCUUGAGCUUACAAAGAAACUGUACAAGCGAUAUGCAUUCCUGCGUUGUGAUGAUGAGAAAGAGCAAUUUCUAUACCAUCUCCUGUCCUUCAAUGCUGUGGACUACUUCUGUUUCACCAAUGUCUUCACCACCAUCAUGAUCCCAUAUCAUGUGGUAGUGGUUCCCAGUAGAAAGCUGGGUGGCUCCAUGUUUACAGCCAAUCCCUGGGUGUGUGUAUCUGGUGAACUGGCAGAGACAGGUGUUCUGCAGGUGCCGAGGAACACUCAAGAGAUCACUUUUGAGUGCCAGAACCUUGGUAAGCUGACCACAGUGCAGCUCGGCCACGAUAACACAGGUCUCUACGCUAAAUGGUUGGUGGAGUGUGUCAUGGUCCGCAACGAGAUCACAGGGCACACAUACAAGUUUCCAUGUGGCCGGUGGCUUGGGAAGGGUGUGGAUGACGGCAGCCUGGAGAGGAUCCUGGUAGGAGAACUGAUGACACCCAGCACAGAGAACGAUGAAAGGAUGUGUCGCACACCGCCAAUGCAGCAGUCGCCAGGGAUGAUGAGGAGAUUUGUUACCAUCUCACCAAACAGCAAGCCAAAGUUAAACACCGGUCAGAUCCAGGAGGGGGUGGGCGAGGCCAUCAAUGGAAUCGUGAAGCACUUCCACAAACCGGAAAAGGAGAGAGGCAGUUUGACUCUUCUGCUCUGUGGGGAGUUUGGUCUCGUCUGGGCUCUGGAGCAGGUGUUCCAGCACGGUUUCAAAUCACCUCGACUUUUUAAAAAUGUCUUCAUCUGGGACUUCUUGGAAAAGGCACAAGUGUACUUUGAAAGCGCUGAGCAGCGGGAGGUGAAUCCGGAUGAAAAUUGGCAAAGCAGAGUAUGCCACUUCUGCCGCUUCAUGCGUGCAAUCAACAACACAUCGCGAAACAUUGGCAAGGAUGGAAAGUUUCAGAUGCUCAUUUGUCUGGGUGCAAGGGAUCACUUGCUGCAUCACUGGAUCGCGCUGCUGGCAGACUGUCCAAUCACUGCUCAGAUGUACGAGGAGGCCGCACUGAUCAAGGACCGCUCACUGGUCAACUCUCUAAUCCGAGUGCUCCAGACUCUGCAGGAGUUCAACAUCACCCUGGAAGCAUCGCUCAUCAAAGGUGUCGGCAUCUAAACCAAACCAUCUCCACAGAUGAGCAUAGCCGUACCAAUUAAAAGUGAACCUUUUAUAUGCAGGAAAAGACUCUUUACAGACAACAUAUUUGGCUUAUGUUCAAGAUACUGUUAUAUUUGCCAUAUACUGUAUUAAGUGCAAUGAGCCUUUUAAAAUAUGUUGUUUUUAUCCUCAAUGAUGUGGUCAUAUUUUGAACAUGUUUUCUAUUAUCCACCAUGUUUUUUUUCCACAUUAUUGACAAUGACCCUCUUGUGCUAUGUUUUAUCGAAAGCUAAAUAUUUUCAUUGUUUAAGUAAACUGCUGACUAUGGCUAUAUUUAAAGGGAUGUGGAGGUUCAGAACAGUUAAUAUAUUUUGUCAGAGAAAAACAGUAUUAUUUUGUAAACUUCGUCAAGUUGCUUGCUCUGUUGUCAACUCAGAUUCUAAUGUCAUAAUGCAGAGUUUAAAGCAAAUGUAGAUGUAUGCUUUAUAAGUAUGUAUAUGACAGGAAGGGAGAAUUGAACUCUGGAAUUUACAAAGGAAUUCAAAAGUUGUUUACAUUACAGCUUUUUCUUAUGAAAUGUAUGCAGAUCUUAUAUGUGAAAUACCUUUGUACCAGGAAAAAGUGUUCUUCUUGCAUGAUACUGACAGUUCCCCAAAAUGGAAAAUAUCUCUGAGGGGAUACAAAAUAAUGUUAUUUCUUCACCUCCAAUUCCACAAGAGAUGUGUGGUCCAGCUUUAUGUUUAAAUAAGUUAGAAACGACAGCCUUGAUGUAAAUACUUCCCUCCAGCCCUCCCUGAACCAUCAUCCAAGCCUUUGUACUCCUGUCACUGUCUUGGGAGAGAAUGUAUGUCGACUACUUGAGAUAAAGGAUGCUUGUCUGCUGUAGCCAUCUAAAUUGGGAGCCAAAAUUAGUACUUUUAUUGUACCCCAUCUCAUUUUGUUACGGUUUCUUGCUAUGCAUUUUCUAAAGCAGAAAUAACUCCCCGCCCCAACCCCACACCCGCCUACACCCUGUAAAGCCUUUAUCAAGGUCACUUUAGGCCAUAUCUCUCACAAUGAACUUGACUGCGCAGAGAAAGAUAUUUGAUAAUUGAAGGACUUUGUUUUCUGUGCCAAUAGUGUCUGGAAUGAACUCAUACAUAAGCAUCUUGCAAGAUAUAUAUUUUUGUUUUCCAAAACAGUUGUACAUUUAUUGGCAUAGCUGUAUAAUGUAGUGUUUACUAAGUAAGAUACCUUGUACAGUGUAAAAUAUAUAAAGAAUAAAACAUCUGUAAUGCA
This is a messenger RNA of Nerophis ophidion (straightnose pipefish), 5519 nucleotides long. RefSeq names its product DENN/MADD domain containing 5A (gene dennd5a). The transcript is spliced from 24 exons. The record is from RefSeq and is a predicted model, not a curated record. Lineage: Eukaryota; Metazoa; Chordata; Actinopteri; Syngnathiformes; Syngnathidae. Gene Ontology annotation, molecular function: small GTPase binding; guanyl-nucleotide exchange factor activity. The coding region runs from base 276 to 4259 and encodes 1327 amino acids.